This is a messenger RNA of Prunus mume (Japanese apricot), 1467 nucleotides long. The record is from RefSeq and is a predicted model, not a curated record. NCBI's taxonomy places the organism in Eukaryota, Viridiplantae, Streptophyta, Magnoliopsida, Rosales, Rosaceae.
AUGUUUGAUUCAUCAGUUUUAUGUGGGUUUUUCGGGGCAACGUUGUGCAGUUUUAUGCAGUUUUGUGCAGUUUUGUGCAUUUUCGUGCAGGAAAUUGCAGAUCGGAGCAACGUUCGGAGCUUCUGGGCUGCUACACCCGCGGCGACAAAUUACCAGAGAAGUUAUUCACCGAGCCCAGCAGUCAGCGCGCCGGAUGAGCCUUCACCGAGCUCUGGCACUGACGAACAAGAAGAGAAGGGGAAGGAGCUAACAGAGCUAGAGGACAAUGGUGAUGGUUUCUAUGUGGGUGAUGAGGAGGAAAAAUAUGGUGAGAAAGCAAUAACUGUGAUAGAGGAAGAUGAUGAUAUUCAAGAAGAAGAUGUGAAAACAGAGGACGAGGCUCCUCCUGUUGUGCCCUGGAAGAUGAACCUUAGGAGUAAGACGAGGAAGCGCCAAGAUCACCAUACAAGGCCCAAGAAAACCACAAAGAAAUCAAAAUCUAUAACAACAAGUCAAAAGCAGAAUCAAGUUGUAGCAGUUCCCGAUCGGAGUAACAAGAAAUUGGUAAAACACACAGUGGCAAGAUGGUCUGCAGGGAGGUACAAGGCUGCAGAAGAAAACAUGCUGAGGGUGAUGAAGGCCAAGGGUGCUAAAUUUGGGAGCCCAAUACUGAGGCCAGCGCUGAGGUCUGAGGCAAGGAAGCUGAUUGGGGAUACGGGUUUGUUGGACCAUUUGCUCAAACACAUGGCGGGCAGGGUCGCGCCAGGUGGAACCGAGAGGUUUAGGCGGCGCCACAAUGCAGAUGGAGCCAUGGAGUAUUGGCUGGAGAGUGCUGAUCUGUUUGAUAUCAGAAAACAAGCUGGGGUUCAAGACCCUUAUUGGACCCCACCACCUGGGUGGGAGCCUGGUCAUGAUCCCACUCGAGACCCCAUUUGUGUAAAAGAGAUUCAUGAGCUUAAGGAAGAGAUAACCAAGAUAAAAAGGGUGCUUCUUCAUGUGUCCAAGAAUAAAGAGGAUAAUCUAGCUCUAGUGACCACGUCAAAUUCCUGUUUGACAAGUCUUGACUGGGAACAUGAUGGUUCAUUAAUCCACCAAAAGGAGUAUGCAGUACUGCUAACAAUGCAGCAAAAUAAGAUUAGAGAACAACUUACGGAAAUGUCUCAAUCUCUGUCUCGAAUGGAGGAGGAGCAUGCAGAGCAAAUCGUUAAGAAAACUAAGAUGGAAGAACAACUAAUGGAUAUGCAGGCCACAAGGAAAUUGAAGAGUAUUUCACUACAAGUUUCUUUUACCAAGUGUGCUAAGGUUGAGGCUUGGUUUGCUUGGGAACCUCCUCCUGCUGGGGUCUUUAAACUGAAUGUUGAUGGCUCUAGGAAAGUUGCUUCUGGCCAUAUUGGUGCUGGAGGUGUGUUGUGUGAUGUUUUUGGUGAUUGGUGUAGUGGGUUUGCUGUUAAUUUGGGUAAAGGGCAGAUUCUAGAGGCUGAAUUAUGA